This is a messenger RNA of Vitrella brassicaformis, 1738 nucleotides long. The record is from the annotation of a GenBank genome assembly. NCBI's taxonomy places the organism in Eukaryota, Vitrellaceae.
CACGUGUCCUCCUCUUCGUCCACCCUCGUGUCGCCAGCGUUGGCCGUGGGGGCGGCCGAGCUGCUCGGUGCGUCGUUCCAUGUAUCAAGGAUAUCCCCGACGUCGUGGAGGCCCUGGGAAGGGGCCGUGUUCGAGGGGUCGAAGCCCUCUCGAGAAGUCAUGUCGGCCAGGACCUCGAGCCGGCCUGGUGGGGCUCCCUCAGCAGCGAUGAGCUCAUCCAGAGACGGUUGAGGGCGAGCCGGGGGGGCGACGCGUGGCGGCCGGGGUGGUAGGGAUUCGCCCCUGCUGCUCGCCGAUGGAGAAAUGAUCGCCAAGUGGGCUCCCGAGCCGAGCCGGCGGCGUCGAGAGCGGCGGUGUUGCCGUUGCCGUUGGCGGCGGCGGUCUUGGCGUCGCUCGGCUCCUGGCCCCUUAUUGUCGAUGCACGCCGCCAGUGCCAGGUCCGCCGCCAAAGCCGCCGACUCCGCCUCCAGGUCAUCGACGUCCAUUGGGACUUCCUCGCUGUGCGCGUCGGCCGGCCCGUUCCCGUCAUCGCGGGUGGUGGCGGGGCGGGUGGGGGAGGGGCGGCGGGGUCGCCUGGAGGGUCGUCAUGUAUCACGAUCGGCGAGGCGGGGCCUCCAGGAGCCCUGGCACCUCCCAAGCCGCCGGCGUCGUCGGCCUCCAUCCAGUCGUCGUGCGGCCGGUCAGCAGGCAGCAUGGAGGCGAAGUGGCCGGGCAUGUAGAGCACAUGGAUGGCGGAGCUGCCGGCGACUCGAAAGGGUUGCUCUGGGUCGACGAACAGCCGGAUUGCCACAGGGAGGGGGCCCGCUGUCUCCAGAGACGCACGCUCGUGUAGCUGGCAGAGCACGAUGGUCGCCCCGACCACGUUGGCCACCGACUGCACCUCCAUCUCGCUUAGGCCUCUUCCAAGCCGGAUGCCUUCGAUAUAAGCGUCGGUGCCGAUCCCCCGCGGCUGGAGGUCGGCGAAUUCACCCGCACCGCUGCGCCGCCGAAGGUCAUCCACGAGGCGCCGGCGAACGGCGGCAGGGGACGGCAGCUCGCCGUCGAGGUGGUUCGCGGGGGGCAGACCGUCUGCUGCGCGCCGACGAUGAGCUUCAAGCUGGCGGAGGACGGCUCGAAGCAGGCAGUUGUUCCCCUCGACGCUCUCGUCGAUCACGCGGAAGAGAGGGCGCACCGCUCCUCCAUGGGACACCAGGGUAGCGCCAUGGGCGACGAACUGGCGAAGCGAGGGGAGGAUGUAAGGGAAGGACGCACCGGCCAGCGUCUCGAUCCGCAGCAGGUCCUCCAGCUCGUAGUCCGCUGGGUUCGCCAGCCAGUGCCACUGCCCGGCACUGAGGCGCCACAGGCCUUGGUGUACACGCUGCAUGCGGCGGGAGAACUCCGGCAGCGGCAGGAGGCCCUCAAGGUGGCCCGGGAGUGGAUGGGCUCGUAGCUGCGCGGGAUGCCGCUGCAGGGGGUUCAUCAGGAUCUGGUGCCAGUGGAGGUGACCCGGCAGGUGGCUGUAGGGGCGGACGAGCGCGCCCGACCGAUCGCGGUGUGCCUGCCGCAGACACUCCCGGCACAGCCAGGAGCGGCACGCACACGGGACGCGCUCGAAGGCGUCGGCCGGGUAAGGGUUCGAGCACCCGGGGCACUCGUGGUGGUCGGGGUUGGCCGGAGGUGGGGCGAGCGGAUCAGCGGGGACCUCACCGAGAGAGUCCACACCGAGGACGCACUCGGGGCAGAACGCCUGGCGGCACAU